Messenger RNA from Entrophospora sp. SA101, 900 nucleotides. Lineage: Eukaryota; Fungi; Glomeromycota; Glomeromycetes; Entrophosporales; Entrophosporaceae. The record is from the annotation of a GenBank genome assembly.
AUGUAUAACUUGAUCGCUGAUAUAAUUGGAGCUAAUGCUUUAAAUACGCUUUUGCCAAUUUAUUUCAUCGUCUAUGGAAUUCAAUUAUUUUCUUUUUCUAUAGCAGCACCUUUACGAACGGAGAAGUUUUAUGAUCUUUCAGGAUGUUUAACGUUUACAAUAUGUGGAAUUUUUUCAUUAUUAAAACCUUGGGAAACAACUUUCCCUGAUUCAUUAACAUCUUUAUUAGAAAUGUAUCAUAUUCGCCAACUGAUAGCCACAUCAAUGAUGACAAUUUGGUCGAUUAGAUUGGCAACCUUUUUAUUUUAUAGAGUUAUGAAAGCAGGAAAUGAUUCAAGAUUUAGUAAAGUUAAAAUUAAUCCCAGGAUAUUUUUGGUUUUUUGGAUUGGACAGGCAGCUUGGAUAUUUACUACAGGACUGGGUGUUUAUUUAGUGAAUUCUAUUCCUAAAGAAUUUCAAGAAAAUUUAAAUAUUACAGAUUAUAUAGGGAUAAUAAUGUGGGUGAUUGGUAUAACUUUUGAAAUUAUUGCAGAUUAUCAAAAAUUUAGUUUUAGAAGUGUGCCAGAAAAUAAAGAGAAAUUCAUUCAACAUGGAUUAUGGAAGCAUCCAAACUAUUUUGGGGAAAUUUUAUUAUGGUUUGGAGUUACCAUUCUUUGUACUCCCACUCUUAUAUAUGUGUCUAAUAUUCAACCUGAAUUAAUUAAACCAUAUUUUGCAUAUUUUAUCUGGGCAACACCAUUAUUUCCAGCUUAUUUAAUUACAAAGGUAUCAGGUAUUCCACCUUUAGAAAGAGGUAAUGACAAGAAAUUUGGAAAUAUAAAAGCAUAUAAAAGGUAUAAAGAACAGACCAACAUUUUAAUUCCUUGGUGGCCAAAAAGUAUUAAAAAUAAGGAAGAAUAA